AUGAAGCUGAUACUAGCGUGUACAGCGGUGGUGCUGCUGUCGACAGCGGUGGAGCUGGCGAGGACGUCGUGGCGUCGGAAGAACUCUAUCGCCCAGGUCUUCAGAACCGCGAAUGUCACCCCCGUACCACAACAGAUGCUUGAAGUAAACUUCGAAGAGCUAGAAAUAAUUCCAGGAAUAGAAAUACCCCCCGAAGCAGCGAUCGAGCGGCCCACUAUUGAAUUUGACUUCGAACCCGACUCUUAUUACACGUUUGUGGGGAUAAAUCCCGACUUUCCUUCUAUAGAUUGUGAACUUAAUGAUAUUCUAAGUGCAUCCCUAGAAGCGUUGUAUGUCAACGUUUAUGGAAUCUCAGAUAUUAAUUUAGAGGAUGCUUGUGAAAUAGCGGCUUGGUCUGGACCGAAUCCUUUUCCUUGCAGUGGAAUAAACCGUUACUUUCUGUACGUUUAUGAACAAUGUGGGAUCCUUAAUACCACUGAUGAGGCACUCCUCAGAUAUGAAACCAUCCGUGUGGCCUUUUCGCUUGAGGAGUUCGUGGAGGCCUUCGACCUCUCCGGCCCAAUCGCCGGAACCUUCUACGAGGCACAGUAUCCUCUGCCCCCAAAUUAUUGUAUAGAUUGA
Maniola jurtina (meadow brown) is the source of this 621-nucleotide messenger RNA. RefSeq names its product protein D1-like. The record is from RefSeq and is a predicted model, not a curated record. The coding region runs from base 1 to 621 and encodes 206 amino acids. The transcript is spliced from 4 exons. NCBI's taxonomy places the organism in Eukaryota, Metazoa, Arthropoda, Insecta, Lepidoptera, Nymphalidae.